Molecule: messenger RNA, 3818 nt
Organism: Gasterosteus aculeatus aculeatus (three-spined stickleback)
Lineage: Eukaryota; Metazoa; Chordata; Actinopteri; Perciformes; Gasterosteidae
Gene: crkl
Product: v-crk avian sarcoma virus CT10 oncogene homolog-like
Biological process (GO): positive regulation of ERK1 and ERK2 cascade; cell migration; enzyme-linked receptor protein signaling pathway
Cellular component (GO): cytoplasm
Molecular function (GO): receptor tyrosine kinase binding; signaling adaptor activity
Source: RefSeq, a predicted model, not a curated record
GAUAGAGAGUCGGACCUGCCCUCCCGCCGCCAUUUUUUCGGUCUCGUACUCGUACUUCUGGCGGCUCGGGUAAGGGGGGGGGCAGAAAUAAGGGAAAGUACAAAAUACGAAUGCGUUAAACCGGUAUCACCUCGUGAAAGAGUCAGGAGUACACGCGGGAGCUGCGGCGCAACGGCUGCUGCGAAGUCGGUUUGUUUGUGUGGAAGACGUGUUUGCGAGCCGCCAUUUUUUUGCCGUGCUUGCCUCUAAAAGUCUGUUCCGACUCGAGAAAGGGAAUUCAAAAACGCAUUUCCAUGACGCGCGGCGUAGCGUAAGAUCGAGAAGAUACAAGCUAAUCAUUUCGUUUCCGACCAGUGGCCGCUGGCGACUUUUUUUUUUUUCUGGGUCGACAUGAGGAUUUAUCAGAUGAAAAACGGAGGACCCCUUUCUUUCCGCUCUUGUAACUGACACUGCCUAACGGAGAUACAAUCAUUCGAAGAGACGCCUGGUGCUUCUCGGAAGGCGGAACGAAAAGGGGAAGCUCCAUCGAUCAUUUGUUGCUUUGCCCUCCGUCGAUGGCGUUAGUUUUUUAGUCGUUUUUGGCCGUCCAAAACACGCAGGGACCACAUUCAGUUCCGAAGUUGGAUCGAGCCAGUCGCAGCCUGUCUCGGAACACGGCGGGUUUAUUUUUGUUGUCUGUUGUAUUUUUUUGUUAAACCGGAGGUCUACGGAGCCUGCAGCAUUUGUGCAGAGAACCAACCCCUCGCAAACCUCACAAGGAGACCUGCACCUUCGGAAUCCCCCUAUUUACUGUGAUUGGGCAACUCCAACCACACAAACGCGUUUUAACUUAUUGCCUCGUCGUAUUUUUUUUGUAAUGUGUUUACCCCUAUUUUUAGAUUGAUAUCAUUUUUUAGCAACGGAAAUGUCAACCGCUCGGUUCGAUUCGUCUGAUCGGUCCGCCUGGUAUUUUGGACCCGUGUCGCGACAGGAAGCCCAGAACCGGCUACAGGGGCAGCGGCACGGCAUGUUUCUCGUCCGGGACUCGUCGACCUGCCCCGGGGACUACGUGCUGUCUGUGUCGGAGAACUCCAAAGUGUCCCACUACAUCAUCAACUCUUUGCCCAGCAAGAGGUUCAAGAUCGGCGACCAAGAAUUCGAGCACCUCCCGGCUCUCCUGGAGUUCUACAAGAUCCACUACCUGGACACGACCACGCUCAUAGAGCCGGCCCCCAGGUACCCGAGCACGGUCAGCGCUCCCAUCCAGCCUGUGGGAGGCCCUGAGGACAACCAGGAGUACGUGCGGACUCUAUACGACUUCACCGGCAGCGACGCAGAGGACCUUCCCUUCAAGAAGGGGGAGAUCCUCAUCAUUCUCGAGAAGCCAGAGGAGCAGUGGUGGAGCGCCAAGAAUAAAGAAGGACGCGUCGGGAUGAUCCCCGUGCCCUAUGUGGAGAAAUUGGUUCGACCGUUGCCUCAUCCCGGCCAGCCCCCACAUGGUUCUCGCAACUCCAACAGCUAUGGGAUCCCGGAGCCCUCCCACUCGCUUGUCCACGCCUAUGCUCAGCCCCAGACACCGUCGCCGUUGCCCCCCGGAACGGCCGGAGUGGUUAACAGCCCCCUCCCGUCCAUGCAGAACGGCCCGGUCAUGGCGAAGGCCAUCCAGAAACGAGUGCCAUGCGCAUAUGACAAAACGGCGCUUGCUUUAGAGGUUGGCGACGUCGUCCUGGUUACGCGGAUGAACAUCAGCGGUCAGUGGGAGGGGGAGCUAAACGGACGGCGGGGUCUCUUCCCGUUCACCCAUGUCCAAAUCAUAGACCCCCUGAACCCGGAUGAGAGUGACUGACCAAGGAGUUGGACCGGACCGCCUCGUCAGUAUUUCCUGUAGGCUGAAUCGGCUGGCUGUGUCCACCUUUCCCGCCAGCGUCACCACGGUUACGUGCUUGCCUGCUUGGGGCUGUGCCGUGAUAGCGGCCCCUCUGUUGUUGCCAGCCGUCGCAAGGCUUUUUGACUGUUUACAGCUCUUUGGACUUUGGUUCCAAACUCUAAAAAAAGAAAAAAGAAAAAAAAACUGGCCCUCUUCUCCAUGUUCCCUUUUCUCGCAACUCUGCUCCAGGCCGGGCAGUGUUUUUCCCCCCAUUAGUGUCCCCUUCCUUCCCAGAUCACUGGGUGUGUGUUUGUGUACACGCAUGUGUGCGUGUGUGUGCGUGCGUAGAUAUUUACCACAUUAUGUCAAUUGUUUUUUUAUUUUAUUUCUCUGAAUAUUAUGUUUUACAGUAUUGCAGAUUUAGAAAGUUUUUUUGUUACAUUUGUGUUUAGGGGACAGCAAUGUCCCUGUGGACUUUGGAGAGCACUGAGGCAACGAGGAGCUAACCAGCCAGUCAAAUGUUAUUUCUCCAAACAAUCAAGUCACUGUUGUACGUUAACACACACGCACACAUUGGCCAUGAGUUAUUCAGGUUGACUGUCUUUAUUUCCUUCCGUGUUGUGUGACUGGCGUCAGGAGGAAGCAGGAGAGGGAGGUUUGUGGAAGCUCUAGGAUGACAUCAUAGCUCCCUCCUCUCUUCCACCUGGUCCACGUCUGGCUGACGCGACUUAUUUAUAUUUUGUUACUAAGACACAACAUGGCCAUGAGGGUUUUCAUCCUUUUCCUAUUUGUGCCACAUGAUCAAAUCUAGUUUGGGACCUUGAAGGUGUAUUGUAACCACGUCCACUCUGCACCUCACUUUGCUGUCCUUUGCAUUAUUUUGAACUGAAAGGAUGUUGCUUGGAGAAUAGUUGCUUUUUAGUUCCAACUGCGCCGAGGACCAGAAGUAUUUUGACUUUCGGCAUAGGAGCGCCACGCUAUGAACAGGGUUUUACUAAAGUGUCACCGCCACUGAGGGGAGAGUCUCCAGUGGCGGAGCUAAUGAGAAUCCCAUCAAUGCCUUUUUCAGAGAGUAAGAUCUAUGCAUCGGUUGGUGCAUGCAAUCUUCUCUUCAAUGUGUGUUUUUUUAUUUUAUUUUGUGAUGCAUGUUUCCGCCAUCUCUAUGACUUAUUGAUAUUUGGUCCGUGCACAAUUUGGUCUAUUAGUGGGGAAGCAUCUUUGUUCCUACAGUCCUGUAAGCAAUUUCACCCGUACGAGCAGCCAAUUAAGCAGUUGUUGGUCCUUACAUUUCUGCUGUAAAAAUGCCCCCACCUACCCCCAAACAGGUAAAUCUCUCCUCCUGGGGGUUUCCCUCCCAUUCACUCAGAGUAAUAUUGUGCCGCUUUUAGUUGUAUCCUGAUUUUUUUUUUUUUUUUUUACCUUGCUAGUCUGCUAUUAAAUUGUGCAUUUUCUUAAAAUGACUGAUGUUAUUAAACUUGAGUAUCUACGGUGACAUUUACAAAAGGGAAAAAUGCCUGCUGGUUGCCUCUGUGCAUGACCUCUGGGCCGGGGCAAAGGGCUCUGCCCGGCCGAAAUGCUGCUUAAUGCCAUUUUCAUCCUUGUUAAAUCAAGGUUUAUCCCGUUGGAAUCCCUCCUGGUGUGUGCAAACGAGCCAGAGUGUGUUUCUCCUCAUCAGACCUAAUGAGAUCUACUAAUCAAGCAAUACACCCUGAUUAUUUCCUUUUUGUUGAGGUGAACUUGCUUUUCUAUUGCUUCGGAGUUGUUUUUGUAAUGGCAUUAACAGUAUUACUGUGCGCUCUACUCAUAUUCUAGGAAAGCCUGUCUCUUACUUAAGAAUUCAAAAUUGUGCCUUUUUUAUUUUCUUAUACCAUUUCCAUGUGUUAAUAUUUCCCAUGGUUAACACCUGUGCUGGUAUUGACCCCUUUAUGUACAGAACAAGUAAAUAAAAUUUACGUCUACUUCUUUAAAUGUC